Messenger RNA from Ipomoea nil (Japanese morning glory), 1117 nucleotides. RefSeq lists its product as uncharacterized. The record is from RefSeq and is a predicted model, not a curated record. NCBI's taxonomy places the organism in Eukaryota, Viridiplantae, Streptophyta, Magnoliopsida, Solanales, Convolvulaceae. The transcript has 6 exons. Bases 381 to 809 code for a protein of 142 amino acids.
UUCCAGAGAGAAAUGAAAAUACAGAGAGAUCAUCGGCCAAACAAGAUCACAGCAAUAUAGAGAGAGAAACCAUACAUAUAUAGAGAGAGAAAGUGAUAGAAGUCACGUGUCUCUCCUCCCUUUGUGUUCUUUUUUUUUUUUAAUCAUCUUCUUUCUUUCGGUUUCCGUUACAAAAUUUUCUCUUUUUUUCCUUUUCUGUAUUUCGCUUUCACUUAAUUUCUUCUGUUCGUUUCUGCGGGAAAUUGGUGAGCCGUUUCGGCCUUUUUCCGAGGCUUCUUGACGGUGGGUUUUGCUUAUAUACCUGUAAAGGUGCUCUCUUGGUUCAGUCCAUAUAUCGCUUCUCCAAGAGAGUUUAAAGGGAAACAGAGAGAUUGAAAGAAAUGGAAGGAAACAAGCAAUCCGGUUCUUCAUUGACUUCUGAUCUUUUCGGGGUGAAAGACUCAUCCGGGUCAUCUCCCCCAACACUUUUCGCGUCCAUUUUCGCACCCCCUUCAAAGGAUUCCAUGCGUCCUGAGAUGGUAAACUGGAAGCAAGAUCCCGGGACUCAGGUGUGGAAUGCCAAAGGCAGUACUCCUAGCAGUGAAGUUGCAAGCCAAUGGACACAGAGUAAGGACACUAGCCUGUUUUAUCAGGAGCAGAAAUCGCAACCAAGUUCUUUGUGCUCAUCAAUAUACUAUGGGGGCCAAGACAUCUAUCCUCAUCCUCAAAAUAACAACAGCGAGUUCUCAACUUUCAAGAAAGAUAUUGGAGAGGAUGAGCAAGGAAGUGUGUCCAGAGGAAACUGGUGGAAAGGGUCUUUCUAUUACUAAGAGCUCACCACUAAAAGGCGUGCAUAUUUCACAUAUAUAAUUACCUAGGUAGCUGUGAACAUAUGGUGGGAGACCGUUCUACCCCUCUACCCCGUUGUAAUGUAGACUAUAGAUAGUGGGCAGUAAUUAGGCAAAGACAGCCUCUUGCUGGUUUCGUUUUCCAAAUAUCAGUCAUUAUAUGUCAUUGUAGUAGUUUUCCUUUCUUCUGUUUUACCUCUACUGUAUAGGAUAACAAAGUUUGAUGCUUUUAUCAGAAGAGAAUCAAUUGUCUUUUGUUCCUAUCAUUGAGGGGAGAUAUAUGUGUCAGU